Heteronotia binoei (common prickly gecko) is the source of this 4900-nucleotide messenger RNA. RefSeq names its product WD repeat domain 17 (gene WDR17). The transcript is spliced from 29 exons. The record is from RefSeq and is a predicted model, not a curated record. Gene Ontology annotation, molecular function: protein binding. NCBI's taxonomy places the organism in Eukaryota, Metazoa, Chordata, Lepidosauria, Squamata, Gekkonidae. Bases 156 to 4067 code for a protein of 1303 amino acids.
GUGUGCGACACAAUGCUUAGGCUUCUCUUCAACAUCCUUUAAAAAGUCGCUGUUAUUCUGUUAGCAUUAAGAUAUAAUUUCUCUGCCUGUCGGUAAAGCUGUCUCAUUCUACAGCCAGACUGAGGCUGCAUGUUUGGAAUGUAUAAGAGUUUGGAAUGGACAUGGAAAUCCUUAAGUGGUUCCCAGAAAAUGCUACCUCUGUUAAGGCAAAAAUGGCACAAGUUAAACAAGUGGGCCUAUUAGCUGCUGGGUGUCAGCCAUGGAACAAAGAUGUAUGUGCUGCUAGUGGAGACAGGUUUGCCUACUGUGCAACUCUUGCUAUUUAUAUAUAUCAGCUGGAUCAUCGGUACAACGAGUUUAAAUUAUGGGCAAUUAUGUCUGAGCAUAAGAAGACAAUCACAGCUAUUUCUUGGUGCCCCCAUAACCACGAUGUGUUUGCAAGUGCUAGUGCAGAUAACUUGGUAAUCAUAUGGAAUGUGGCCGAACAAAAAGUUGUUGCAAAACUUGAUAAUACUAAAGGGAUUCCUGCUUCCCUUAGUUGGUGCUGGAAUGCGGGUGAUUCAGUAGCAUUUGUUUCCCAUAGAGGCCCGUUGUAUAUCUGGACAAUUUCAGGACCAGAUGGUGGUGUAACAGUUCAUAAAGAUGCCCAUAGUUUUCUUUCAGACAUUUGUCUAUUUAGGUGGCAUCCUCAGAAGAGGGGGAAAGUAGUGUUUGGACACACGGAUGGAAGUCUUUCUAUUUUUCAGCCAGGUUAUAAAAGUCAGAAACAUGUUCUGAGGCCAGAAUCUCUUGAAGGAGCAGACGAGGAAGAUCCUGUUACUGCCUUGGAAUGGGACCCUCUGUCAACAGAUUAUCUUCUUGUUGCUAAUUUGCAUAACGGGAUCCGUCUAGUUGAUUCUGAGUCUUUGUCCUGCAUCACUGUCUUUAAUUUUCCCAGUGCGGCAGCAUCUGUGCAGUGCUUAGCGUGGGUUCACAGUGCACCUGGAAUGUUUAUCACCGGAGAUUCUCAAGUUGGUGUGUUACGUAUUUGGAAUGUGUCUCGAACAACACCGCUUGAUAAUUUUAAACUGAAGAAAACAGGCUUCCAUGGUCUACACGUUCUUAGUUCUCCUCCAAAGAAAAAAUCAUUUUAUUCACAGUCUCCUAACAAAAAUCAUCAUAUGUCAUCUACAAGUGAGGCUAUCCCUCCUCCAACUCUAACCCAAAACCAAGCUUUUUCUCUCCCUCCUGGGCAUACUGUGUGCUGUUUCAUGGAUGGUGGAGUGGGCCUUUAUGACAUGGGAGCCAAGAAGUGGGAUUUCCUUAGAGAUUUGGGACAUGUUGAAACUAUCUUUGAUUGUAAAUUCAAACCUGAUAACCCUGACCUACUGGCUACAGCAUCAUUUGAUGGAACCAUAAAAGUGUGGGAUAUAAACACUUUAACAGCAGUCUACACCUCUCCUGGUAAUGAAGGAGUGAUAUAUUCCCUUUCAUGGGCUCCAGGGGACUUGAACUGCAUAGCUGGUGGAACUUCCAGAAAUGGGGGCUUCAUCUGGGACAUCUCACGGGGCAAAAUGAUAACCCGUUUCAGUGAACAUGGAAAGAGUGGCAUCUUCUGCAUUGCAUGGAGUCAUAAAGAUUCCAAAAGGAUAGCAACCUGCAGUGGUGAUGGAUUCUGUAUUGUUCGGACCAUUGAUGGCAAAGUUCUUCACAAGUACAAACAUCCAGCUGCAGUUUUUGGCUGUGAUUGGAGUCAAAACAAUAAAGAUAUGAUAGCCACUGGAUGUGAAGAUAAAAAUGUCCGGGUCUAUUACCUAGCAACUAGCUCUGAUCAGCCACUGAAAGUGUUCAGUGGGCAUACUGCAAAAGUGUUUCAUGUAAGAUGGUCUCCUUUGAGAGAAGGAAUCCUCUGCAGUGGUUCAGAUGAUGGUACUGUUCGAAUAUGGGAUUAUACUCAAGAUGCUUGCAUAAAUGUGCUUAGUGGACAUACUGCACCAGUACGGGGAUUGCUGUGGAAUACAGAAAUACCCUACUUGCUGAUAUCAGGCAGCUGGGAUUAUACAAUCAAAGUGUGGGACACAAGGGAUGGAAAUUGUCUGGACACAGUAUAUGAUCAUGGGGCAGAUGUCUAUGGAUUAACUUGUCAUCCUAGUCGUCCCUUCACUAUGGCAUCUUGUUCUCGAGAUUCCACUGUGAGACUUUGGUCAUUAACACCUCUAAUAAAUCCUCUUCAAAUAAAUAUCUUGGCAGACAGACCAUGGGAAGAGAUUAUUGGAAAUACUGAUCGUGGAGUGGAAGUAGGUGCUUCUCCUUUGCUGUGUGGCAAAGUAUCCAGGGAUAUUAAACAAGAAGUAGACAAACUUACUGGUAAUUCUCGAGAGAAAAAACUAAGAUGGUUCUCAGAAUGUUUAUCACCCCCAGGUGGCAGUAAAAAUUUAUGGGACCUUGUUGCUGUAAUAAAAGGUCAAGAUGAUAGUUUACUUCCUCAGAAUUACUGCAAAGGAAUUAUGCACAUGAAGCAUCUGAUUAGAUUUAAAAUGUCAAAGGCCCAGGAACUCACAACUGUAAAAAUGUCUAAGUUUGGAGGUGGUAUUGGUGCACCUAGUAAGGAGGAAAGGCUAAAAGAAGCAGCAGAAAUACAUCUGAGGCUUGGACAAAUUCAGAGAUACUGUGAACUUAUGGUGGAACUUGGAGAGUGGGACAAAGCACUCUCAGUUGCACCCGGAGUAUCUAUGAAAUACUGGAAGAAGUUGAUGCAAAGGAGAGCUGACCAGUUAAUUCAGGAGGAAAAUGAUGAUGUUAUUCCAUACUGCAUAGCUACUGGUGAUGUGAAGAAGCUUGUCAAAUUUUAUACUUCAAGAGGUCAACUUAAAGAAGCUUUGCUUGUUGCACAGGCAGCAUGCGAAGGAAAUAUGCAGAUCUCACAGUCUUCAGCAUCAAAUGGAUCUGCACAUUUUGAAGGGAAUAACAUGGAAGAUUACAAUGAGCUCCUACAUGAAGUCAGUAAAGAACUGUCUGAAUGGUAUUUCCAGAAUGGCUGUGCAGUACAAGCUGCAUGUUGCCAUUUAGCUGUUGAGAACUUUGAGCUUGCCAUGGCAAACCUGAUUCGUGGAAAUGAACUGGAGUUGGCAGUCAGUAUGGGUACUGUCUUAGGAGAAUGUGCAGCACAAGCAACACAUUAUGCUCUAGAGUUACUAGCAAGAAAAUGUAUGACUGUAACAACAUGGGAUUUAGCUGCAGAACUUCUCAUGAUGAUUCCUAAUAAUGAGCUACAUAGAAUAAAGCUGUGUGCUUUCUGUCCUGGAAGCACAGCAGAGAUCAAUGACUUACAUGAAAAGUGCAGCCUACCAGAUGUAGAAGAAUGUAUGCAGUUAGCACAAACAGCUGAGACAGAAGGAAAAAGAUUUGAGUCAAUAAAGUAUUAUUUGUUAACUAUAGAACCAGAAAGAGCACUUCCUAUAGGCAUUCAGCAUGUCAAAGAACAAAUCAGUAGCUCUGACUGGACCCUUGACUCAGUCUGUCCAUUUCUUGAUCUUCUAAGUUAUAUACGCACAGAGAGGUUGUUGCUGCAUAAAUGUAGUGAACUUCGAAAUGAAUUGUUAAUAUUGUGUGGCUAUAUUGGUGCUCUGCUGGCUAUUAGAAGACAAUACACUAGUAUUGUUCCUGCACUUUAUGAAUAUACAAGCCAGCUUUUAAAAAGACGGGAGGUGUGUGUACCCUUAAAAAUUGAGCAGCUCUCUGAGGAACUUGAUGCUUGGAGAGCUUGUACUCGGUCAUUAAACAAAUUUACUGAAGAAUUGCCCUGUACACCUCCAUCUGAACUGCAACAAGAGGUUUUUGCAACAUUAGUAUCUCGAAUAAAAGAAGAACCUCUGAAAGGAAUGAUAGGACCAGAUUUUGUUACGGGCUCUAAUCUUCCUAGUCAUUCAGAUGCUCAUGUGUCUUGCUUGACUGGAUUAAGGAUACAGGGUCCAGUGUUUUUUCUUGAAGAUGGAAAGUCCGCUAUUUCUCUGAAUGAUGCAUUAAUGUGGGCAAAAGUGAAUCCCUUCUCUCCCUUGGGAACAGGAAUACGGCUCAACCCAUUCUGACAAAGAAAACCCUCCUUCGUUACUUUAAAAAUGAACAGCUUGCUAGUAACUAGUACUUUAUCUGUAUUAGCUGAAGGAUUUGAGAUUGAAUCUUCUCGAAGAACUUUUAUGAACUUCGCACGAUAUGAACUUUUUAUAUUGACCUAUUUGAUAACCCAAAGAAAAAUGAAUGUAGAUCAUUGACAUUCUUGGAGUUUUAAAAAUGAUUAAAAUGUUUUUGUGAACAAAUUUCUUAGGCACCUAAAGAAGUAUCUGUACCUUAUAAACCUGAAAAAAUAGCACAAAAGAUGAAGCUCGUAUCUUGAAACACAUUUAUGUAUAAGGAACUUCUUUAAGCAGUUACUAUGAGCUACUUAAUUACCAGCCUAAAAGCAGGAGUACAUGCUUCAGUUUUUUAGAUCAAGUUUGUUUUUAGCUAUGAGAAUAUAGUGACCCCAAUCUACUGAAUUUUAUCUUGGUUUCAGGCCCUUUAAAAUGAAUUAUGCAGAUACUAUGCAUGAUGGAUUGUGUUGUAGUUAUUUAAUAUUUGUUCCAUAAGUGUAAAUUAAACAAUUGUAUAUUAAAUACAGAUUAUUAUUUAGCUAAUAUUUUUGAAUACUUAGUUUUACAUCUCAACUGGUAGUUAAAAUUGUUUUAUUUUAUAAUUUGAGGGACUUGAUUUUAAUUUAGUGACACUUUCCUUUUUAUUUAGAUGAGCAUAGUUCUAAAAUUAAUUUCCAAGUAUUUUGGAAGUAAACUAUUGAAAAUGAGUCAGAAUACAGGAGAGAACUGUAAGCUAUUUCUUACUUUUAUUGAUUUUAAAGGUGUGUUAUAUAAAGGCCCCAGUAUCAAAA